AAAUGCAUCCGCUAAAGCUGCUUGCAUUUAUCUGCAGUCUCAUAGUGGUUGCUUCCUAACGUAUGUCUGAGGCUUGCUAUUAGAUACCGUGGAAGCUGCCGCAGCCCAUCCUCGAAUAAAACCCCAUCAACAGCUGUGCUGCAGACCGUUAUUAUUCUUGCCUCCGUUAGUCCAUUGAUUCUCGGAUCAGGGAUUUAUUGCACAGAAGUUCGCCAGCUGAUUUACCUAUCGCUCAAAUGGCCACGAAGAUUGAUAAAGAAGCAUGCAGAGAGUCUUAUAACAUGGUCCGGGAUGACAACAACGAUGUGAAUUGGGUUAUUUUUAAAUACGAUGGGAACAUUAUUGUUCCUGAUUCACAAGGCACGUCGUACGAUGAAUUUAAACUUCAAUGCACAAAUGACCGCAUAUUAUAUGGGUUUCAUCGGAUCAUCACUGGUGAUGCCAUGAGCAAACGUGCCAAAUUUGCUCUGAUUACCUGGAUUGGAGAUGGAGUUGCCGUACUGCAGAGAGCCAAAGUCAGUACUGAUAAAAGUUUGGUAAAGGAAGUAGUACAGAACUUUGCUAAGGAGUUUGUCAUCUGUGACCAACAAGAAUUGGCUGAGGAAUACAUCAAACAAGAACUAGAGAAAACUGGAGGAGCCAAUUAUGAUGCACAACUCGAAUGAAAUAGGAGCAACCUACCAUCUGCUGCUUUGCUAUAGGGUAUGGAGAAAAUGGGAUGGCCACAUAGCUGCACCUCCACCCACAGCAACCCCAAGGGACUUGUACUCAUUCAGCAUGGUGAAUGCCCUCCUUAAAUUAGUUCAGAGGUGCAUGUAAGAGCCAACAGGCACAGUCAAAAGCUUAUCAAUUUUUGUUGUUUAAAUUGUGGUUGACUGUUUUCAAAUGGUCCCAGGAGAAGAAUUAUUUUGUUUCAACUUUUCUAUGCAAGUUUCCCAAGGCUUUGUUCUGGAAUAAAGGUUAUGUAGUGGGUGUGGGUGACUGAUGAUGAAGCAUUCUCAAUAAAUUUUUUUUCAAAAAUGGAA
Molecule: messenger RNA, 1025 nt
Organism: Pristis pectinata (smalltooth sawfish)
Lineage: Eukaryota; Metazoa; Chordata; Chondrichthyes; Rhinopristiformes; Pristidae
Gene: cotl1
Product: coactosin-like F-actin binding protein 1
Exons: 4
Coding region: 237-665 (142 amino acids)
Biological process (GO): regulation of actin filament polymerization
Cellular component (GO): site of polarized growth; cortical actin cytoskeleton; plasma membrane
Molecular function (GO): actin filament binding
Source: RefSeq, a predicted model, not a curated record